This is a messenger RNA of Phytophthora infestans T30-4, 396 nucleotides long. RefSeq names its product Mitochondrial Protein Translocase (MPT) Family. The transcript has a single exon. The record is from RefSeq and is a predicted model, not a curated record. The coding region runs from base 1 to 396 and encodes 131 amino acids. NCBI's taxonomy places the organism in Eukaryota, Oomycota, Peronosporomycetes, Peronosporales, Peronosporaceae.
AUGUCCUUCUUCGGAUUCGGCAAGAGCAAGGAGCCUGAGCUCACCUCCUCCUCCUCCUCGGAUUCGUACUCGUACGAAGAACCCACGUACGACUACAACGCGUCAGCGGUAUCGUCGUCUUUUGACUCUCCAUCGUCUGCGCCGCCGUCAUCCCUUGGUGGUGCGUCUACUGGCGCCGCAGAAAUGCAGCAGCUGCUGAUGGAAGAGCAGCAACGCGCGCUGAUCCAACAGGCUAUCUCGAAGAUCACGGCUCUGGCCUGGGGGAAGUGCAGUGCUACCAAGCCGGACUCGCAGCUCUCGUCCAAGGAGAAGGACUGUAUUAAGAACGUGACGCUCGCUUACCUGGACACGAGCAUGUUCGUUGUGCACCGCCUCAACAAAUCCGGCAGCACUUGA